GCGAAGAAGAAAUAGAGACGAGGCGGGACCGGAAGCUGCUUCUCCUCGCGUUUAAGCUCAACUAUCGGUUUAUUAUCUACCGUGGCCAUUUGUUCAUUACAUCCACGUGUAUGGAGGACGGAUAUAUUUCGUAUUUGUACCAGGAAUCUCAUGUAUUCGCCCAGCCAAUUUUUUAACCUGCCAACUGGCCGAAUCAACGGAGGGAACAUUAUGAAAACACAGUGACAGGACCAUUCUUCUCCACGGUGAGUGCUUGUGUCGUGCUAGCUUGUACUGAGGUGAUGUUCAGUGAUGGCAGAGAUGCUCCACAUGGGUGACAUCGUGUUUAUUUUUUUUUUUUUUUUCAUUUUGAAAAAGUCAUGUUUAUUUCUCUAUUGACUAAGUAACGAUGUUAGAAAAAAAGCUCCACAUUCUUUACUCUCUUUUGCCUCUCAACUCGUCAUCGUUAGACUUUACUGUUGGCUUCGUCAAAAACGUGGUUCAAAUGCAGUUCAUAUUAUAAUGAAAUAAGGCCCCCAAAUAUGACUCAAAUACACGGAUUCAUAUUAGUUUUGUGCUAACUUACAAAACAGAACAAGUCUGACAAAACCCCAAAAGGGACAUAUUGUCCUUGGCUUAAUUGUUACAACUUUAUUUAACGGAAUUCUCCUUUAUUAUAGGGGUUUUUGCCACUUGUUAAAUGCGUAUGGUCAGCCUGUUUCAUGUUUUGCUGUGUGGGUGAUGCUCCAAGUUACAAUUUAAUACUCUGACAGGACCCACGUUUUUUUUCUUUUUUCCUUAUUUUGUACUCAGAGAUGGUUGUUUAGCAGUGUCAUGUUUUUGGCAGAAUUGCUGUGUUGUGAUAAUGUUGUUGUCAUUGGUCAUUAUUGGGUGUUUGUUUGGCGUGUGGUCAUCCAGUAUCAGUUUUUCAAUGGCUGAUGCUGAUACUGAUAAUGUGAGAACAGAUAAUAGUGAUACUGGGCUGAUCCUGAUAAUGUGAAAAUGCAGAUAACUGGCAUGAAUAAUGGAUAAUAAGUCUAUCUGUAGAGUUUAACUUUAUCUGGGAGCCCCCCACCACACACACACACACACACACACACACACACACACACACACACACACACACACACAUACAGACUUGAGACUACCAGUCUUAGUGUUUCUACUAAUAGUUGCAUUGUUUACCUCUUCAUUUAACCCUCUUAAUUUAACUCCUAUUUCUCUCACUUGCUUCAUGUUUGUUUAAAUUUAGAUGUAUCAUUUCUAGAAAUAUGGUUUUGGACUGAAGCUGAAUAAAGUAGUCCUCUUUUCUAGGAUGUUGUGUAGAACCGACCACCAAAUUGUCUUGUAACUAAUACAAGUCUUAGAAUGUCUGAUAACUGAUUAAUAUGCAGAUGUCUAUCUUGGUAUGACCAUAAUAACAAAAGACUGUCUAUCUGUUCUUUAUUUAGACAUAGAAAGUUUCUGCAUGUUGUCAGCUGGAUGAUAUUUCAGAAUCAGUUUCAACAGCACCCUCUUAACCUGUCUGGCAGUUAGAUAUACAAAAGGAAGCCCUCAGGUCCUUUUGCAGGUGUAUUUGUUUCCUGGUUUUACCAGCUACGUGGCCUCAGGCUUCUCAUGUGCACAUGGUCUGUGUGCUUUAUUGUAAGGAUGACUGACUUCCUCUGUGCCAGGGUGAGUCAGAAGUCCUCUAGGGUUCAUCUAACACCCUUUUGUGUGUUAACAGGAAAGGUGUGGAAAUGCUACUCCGAAGAGCACAUGAAGCAAUUAGCAAUAAAUACAACCCCAAUUCCAAAAAGGUUGAGAGGCUGUGUAAAAAUGUUGAAAGAACAGCAGUUUAUUUAUAGGAUGUACUUUUUCAUAUGGUGCAAGACAACACAUCAGGUGGAUGGUGAAACUGAGAAAUAUGUCCUGAUUUGAAGUUGACUGAGACAUUAACAAAAAAAAGAAAAAACUGAGAAAGUUGUAUAAAGUUUCAAAACACCUGCCAACUAAGGGGGUUAAUAUACAACAGGGUUAGCAACAUGAUAGAGUACGACUAGGUAGAAGUUCACUUCUGAGUAAGCAAACUUCAUCUGUUUCGAAAUAAUGUUCCUCUGCCUAAAAGUUGCAAAGACUUAGUGGAUUUCAUUGUCUUCAGCACAAAUGAUCAUUAAAAGUUUCAGAGAUCCUGGAGACUUUUUUAUAUGAGGACCAAAACCAAGACUGGAUGGUCCUGAACUUCAGGUCUCCAAGUAGCACUGCAUAAAAAGCAGACUUGACUCUGCAGUAGAAGUCACUGCAUGGGCUCAAAAUAAAAACCUCUCCUGUUGUCAAAUCACAAUAUGAUGGGUGGUUUUGGAACCAUGAACACUGUGUCCUCUAAGGGUGGGAGAAAAAAAUCGAUAGAGCAGAGUAUCGUGAUAUUUUGUCUGGUGAUAUAUCAUAUCAUCUCAUUUACCAAGUAUCGAUUUUUUUCAAAUUAAUUGCUAAUAUGAAGUCAAAUCUGUGAUAACUGUAAAAUAAAAUCAACUGAUUGUCCAGUUAGGUGACAUCAUAGAGCAGAAGAAAGUUAUGGUGAAAGUAUGUUAAUAAUUGCAAAAAUAUCGUAUCGUGGCUCAAGUAUCGUGAUAAUAUCGUAUCGUGGGGCCCCUAGUGAUUCCCACCCCCAGCGUCCUCCACCAUAUAGAUGAGAAGGACCGCUUAGCUUGUCAUCAGCUCAGUACUAAAGCCAGUGUCUGUUAUAUAGACUAUGACAGCAUUUAAUUACUUGUAUGAAGAGGCUGCAUUAAUGUUGAACAAUAUCUACAGGUUUUGGAUCAACAUCUGCUACCAUCUUGACAGUGCCUUUUUCAGGAAAGACCAAACUGGCGUAUUUGUGGUGGUUACUGGUCACCCAUUGAAAAUAUUUUGUGGAUGAAGGAGAUCCUGAACUGUUGAGCAGCUGAAAUCCUUUAUGCAGCAAAAGUAGGAUGACACUUCACUAUCUGAUCCCCAGAAAACGUCUAAAUGAUUUGAACACCAUCCAAGCCUAUUUGAUGCGGUGUCAAAACGUCUUGGGAUUUGUAAUUAGAAGAAAUGAAAGCCAUUUACUGAAAUCCAGAGCUUUGUAAUGACAUUUUUGGUGCGGGUCCAUUCACAGUUAACUUCAAUAAAUCAAAGCCGCCUAAGAAGAUUGAGUUAAAUUUCGGAUAAGUCUGUGGAGUGUAAAUAAAAUAAUAAUUUUUCAUGCUUUAUGUGUUUUCCUGCAAAUAUAUGGGCUGACAAGUUUUACUCAGAUUUAAUGCCAAGAAAAAAAGCUGAUUUAAAGCUCUUUCAUCAGAUUAAAAUAGAUUAAGAAGAUUAAUUUCUGUUACUGAGAAACAAAAUCCAUGAGUGUGUAAUAACUUCAGUAAGUCUUACACUCCAAUACUUCCAUUAAAAAUCCAAUAAUCCAUAAAUAAAGUGAAUACAGGAAAGUGUGGAUUGAGCAGGAUUGGACUUUAGCUGUUUAGAGAGGAGAGACUUGCUCUUACUGGGACCAGUGUAGAACAUUGUCAGAUGUGUUUUGGUGUCUGUUUUAUCUCCAAAAAGGUGGUGCUCUCGCAAAUACUUCACAGGCUAAAACUCUUGAUUACCUGUUAGGGAGAUUGUUUCCAUGCGGAGGUUGCUGUGGGAGUUUUUUUGACUUUGACUAUGCUGAAAAUGUCCUCUCUGUGCUCAGUCUGGACUCUAAAUGCAGACAUUUUGCUCACCUUGUGUCUCUAUGCCUGAGGAGAUUUCUUUAACGAAACAAUGAGGCCACUUAUCCUGUCUGACCUGUGCAUUUUUCACUUCAAAGAAGGGGCCGAAAGAAGAACAAAUACCCACACACACAACAUGGGUUUUCGUAUGUUGUUACUUUAUUUAACUGUACAGAACAAUGCACGCACAAAGGAAGCUGUUCUGCAUUCCUGCGCAGAAACAGGCGCAGUUCCUCUGUUCUUACUUUACAGUCAGUGUUAGUUUUGCCAAGCUUUUCUCUCAGUGUCAGUUAAAAUUAAAUCAAAGCAGAGUCCACAGUUUGCCGUUUCUGGGUAAGUCUUUCAGUAGUAAAGUUAAACUCAACUUAAACCUUUACAUCACCUUUUAUGAGCUGAGUUGAUCUUAGACUACACCCUUACAAACAGCUUGAAUAUCCAUUACCUCAGGCAGAGUCGUUUCUGUGAGAGUACAUAGCUGACCAGGCCUGUUUUGAGGCCUGACCUCUGCUGACACCUGGUUGCUAUGUUGACAUCAGUCAGUACGUUUACAAGACACUCAAUAAAAACGAAUUAUUGCCUUACUCCAAAUAAGACUGGGCAACUGAAGUGUAGUCCAUCUAUAAUUUCCAAUAGGAGUUUAGCAUUGUUCGGAGUAUGAUUGGACAAUGCAUGUGCGUGUGCACCAUGUCUCCGUAACCCUGGAGCAAAAACACCAGAGAAGAAGUGGCACUAUCAUUUAAAGAACUUUAGACUUAGAACAGUGGUUCUCAAGUCCAGUCCUCGAGGCCCACUGUCCUGCAUGUUUUGGAUGUUUCCCUGCUCCAACACACCUGAUUCAAAUAAUCAGCUCGUUAUCAAGCUCUAUAAUGGCUUAAUAACGAGCCAAUCAUUUGAAUCAGGUGUGUGGCAUCUGCAACAUGGCUGAAGCACGAAAGAAUGUCCACUUUUGAAAUGAUGAGGAGAGUGCCGUUAUGCUUUCCCUCCUGAAAGAAAUGGACAUUUUAAAGUAUAUGGAUGGUUGCAAAACGAGGAACGGAGACAUCUUUAAAAAAGGGUCCGGAAACAGUGCCGCUAAAAAGACACAAAUUGCCCCCCAGUUUUGGAAAGGAGGACACGUUUGUGUCAAUAAUUUGAUACUCUCGGCUGCAUGUAUACGUGAACAAGGAGAGAAGUCUGAUUCGGCGGGGAAAAAAAACAAAUUAUGAACUUAGUCCGAAUAAGCUGAUUGUUUCCUGUGAGUGGCCACCUAUCGGUCAUCACUAUUGGAGCUCUGUUAGCGUGUUUUGUCCUCACACAGAUGGCACAGACACCAGACAGUGUGAUAUUAACUCCCUCACAUUACCCCCGGCUGUUUUCCUCUCAUUCUGAUCAGAGGAUCAGUCAUAUCAGGAGAGCUUUGAAGCACCAGGCGGCCUUUUAGGAUUGAUUUGUUGCCAAGCACAGUGACCAUUCAGGUCUGUUCCCUUUCCUAGUCUCUCUGUGUUGUUCUUUUUUGUUUGUUUUUUUUAAUAAUGUGUGUAAUGAUUUUUAUGACCUGUAUGUCCACAUUACUUUCCCUUUGUGCAUGAUUUACUAGCUAAAUCUCAUUAGUCCUGCUCUGCUGCUUUAAACAUGUUUUCCGGUCAGGCUGUAAAUGACUUUUGACUACGCUGAUUUACUUUGAAAGGCAUGUCCGACGGCAGAAGGAGCAUGAUGUGCCAGUGAAAGUUCAACCAGCCGUCUCACCAGAGUGAAAACAGGCUUUCAUUUUAAACUGAUGAGACUGUCCUUAAGCCUGGUGCUGUAAUGACGCAGUUUUUUGUUUUUGCUGUAGCAACAGGGAGGUGUCGGUUUGUAAGUUUAGGGAAGUGGUGCAAACACUGACGAACAGAUGAGGGCAUAUGAGGCAUGAAUGGAAAAAGAGUGAGUCAGAAAAAGCCACAUCUUUUCACCAAGCAGACACAGACAUUUUAGAGGCUGGUGCAGACACCUGAAUGUAGGUUAAAUGUAAGCCAGUCUGUGUGUGUCUAACCUGACCCCCCGCCCCCCAAAACAAGUCAAAACAAGCAGCAGCUCUGUUUACAGUCAGUAGCUCUGCUCUGAGGCAGGCGGGUCAGUGCUUUCUCUGCGGUGGUGGUUUUAGGUUUCUCUCCUUUCAACGUGUUUUUCAGUGUUUGUGUGUACAUAGGGAGUGGACUCAGAUUCCUGACUAAAGUACACAUUAUAGAGGACCAGAUUUGGUUUCCCAGCAGCAGGGGUGCUGAGCCAAACAAAUAUGCAUCAGGGUCUUAUGUUGGAAUAAUAAACAGGGGGAGGAAGAAAAGCCAGAGGGUAGUGAUAGUUAGGUAGUGUCCACACCAUAAAGUUACUCUCCAGCAGACUCUGACACUCACGUUUUUUUUCUUUACUGAUUGGUGUUGCAGAUUUUUUUGUUCUCUAAAGUUGUUAAUUUCACCUACUUUCAUAUUUUAUUCUUCAAAAGCCUCUUUAGCUGCUUUUUAACCAUGAUUACAAACUCAGCAAGAAAUAUUUUGAACAUAGUUUGAACAGAAAAUAAGGGACUGUUGGUGCAGAGGUUUCAGCCUGCACCCCAUUUUAGAGGGCUGUAGUCCCAGAGGCAAAAACAGCACUCACUGGUUCGACUCCCGGCCGUGACGUUUUGCUUCAUGCCAAUCUGAAACUUCUCCAAAACAGUGAAAAAAAACAAACAAAAAAAAAACCCGCCAUCAAUGUAUAAACACACUGUGCCACAGAGUUUCGUGACUGAGACAAGCGAACGAUGUCGUUGGUUGGCCCUGUGGUUAAAAUUCAUGCCCUGUGUACCUGCAGCUAUCACUGGUUUCACUUCCUGCCUUGGCUUUUUCCCGCCCUCUGCUGUCAGUGGUUCAGGCCAAUGAAAGCAGAGAAAAUAUACAUAUAAUUAAGUGAAUCACUUUUUACUGUUUUCUAACUUCUAAUUGUGCUUCCUUUCACUUCUUUUCUAUGAAGCUAAUGUUUUCAGUUUGUUGAUUUCACUUCAGUUUUGGUCAUUGUCAAGUCAAAAGAUUGACCGCCAGGUUAAAAAAGCUGCCUUGAGUGAUGUUUACACACAGCAUAUCCAUUUUGGACUGGAUUUAUCAUAGUCCACCUCAGCUUAAUAAAACAAAGAAUGGACCCUUCUGCUAUUUUUUAAAAUCAGAUAAAAACAAAAAAAGUUAUAAAUCAGCAGCCAAGGAACUAACGCUGUUUAUUUUGAGAAAAGACUUAAUUUUUUGACAUCUUGGAUUUGACCCGUAUAAAAUGUUGUUUUAUCUCAAGGACAGCUUGACUUAACUCUUAAAAGUUUUCUCCUCCACAGUCUUGUGAAUGUUGAUUUUCUUGCACCCUCGUUUGAACUCUUUAGUUAAAAGAUACACAAAGGUUUGCAGCUGGCAAAUUUCAUUAACUUCAAGCUUUUAGAGAUUUUCCUUAAAUCAAAGUAACCUCACGUCCGGGAUCAGAGAACUUAUCUGACUUCCUGGAGUCCCAGACUCAUGAGACUCUCUGUCUUUAUUGUAACAUGCCUGUGGGCUGACUUCAUCCAGCUUCUCAGGGCCUGUUGUUCAAAAUUAAUCAUGAGUCUACAUCUCAUCAGUGCAGAGACGACACUCUCAUGUCAUGUUAGAGGCUGACCUUUCUUCUCUCCUGCUGCAUUUCCAGUUUCAACAGAUCUUCCCCCGACAGGAUGAAGGAACGAAGAGAUGCUCCGCUGGAUCGGUGAGUACCAAAUCAGGAGCUAGAAUGAAACUUUCACUUCUCUCCGUUUGCUCUCGACCAAACAUCCUCCGAUUAUGCAGCUCUCGACCACAUGUCCUGUGUGGUUUUUGAGUUUCUAUUAGCAAAGAUAAAGCAGAUCAGGCUCUUUGUCAUCUUGGAUGAUUGUUGAAGAGCUGCUGAAAAGUUUUUAAUUUAAAAAGUAAAGUUUAAAAAUCCCUUGACGUUGUUCUGUUAAAGUAGUAAUCCAUAAUCGGUCCAUGCAGAGUUGCAGACACCUAAUGCUAGUGGUAUUAAGGAAAAGUAUGGUUUAAUACAGCUUGGCAGAGUCUGUUUGAUUAAGUAAAUCCCAUUUCAAAUAACACCCUUUAUUUACCAUCCAUAGGGGCUGCAUGGUGGGGGUCAGUUUCUUCAUUCUGGGCCUGGGAACUCUGCUACCAUGGAACUUCUUCAUGACGGCAUCAUUGGUAAGCUCAUUGUUGUUAUUUAACCCCUUUAAGAGCAGCAGAUCUGACUGUUGAUGUGUCCUUAUCCGCCCAAAACUGGCAGAAGCAUUCUGGUACAGCAGAGGCAGAUAGACUUUGUCAGUAAAUUUUAUGGUGUUUGUGGACGAGGAGGGUAGUCCAGUUAGCUAAACUCAAUUAACCAUAACUUGACUUAACUGUGCAUGUAAAUGUACUGUAUAACUUACUGUUUACGGUGAAACUGAGACUCACCAGAAUGAGACAAAUGGGCGCUCCUGCAGGAAAAUAAGCCUAGAAUUAUUGGAUAUCUCUUGAAGAGCAAAUUAAGCUUUGCAAUUGAUUUAAAGUCACACUCCGAUCGUUUUUUUAAAACAUUUUUUUACUACUUAAAGUGUUCUCAGUGGUCUUAAAAUUGUAAUUAUGAAGGUUUUAGCCAAAAUCACGUUACCUGUGUCAUUUUCAAGGGCUUUUCUGCAGAGCUCCAGUAGCUCAUUAGCAAUUCUCCUCUGAGUUGUGGGUGGAGACAGCACUGCUUUGCACACUCCUCUUAACACUAGCUUUGCAGCCUAACAUGGUGUAAGAGUAGCAGGUAACAUAGGGGGCGGAGCUUGGAUUUGUGACAUACGAAAUCUCACUGUGUCUGAACCUGCUGUUUGGGUCUGUCAGAGAUUCACAAAUAGUCAGAAAUGCAAUUUGACUUUUCUCACGGUAUGUUCUGUCGCAUCAGAAAAAUAUCAUAUGAACAUGUAGACAACAAGAAAAACAUGAUUUUCAUCAGGUUGGGUCUUUAAACCUGAGAUCAAAUUAUGGAUGCUGAUAGCUUAGUCAAGCAAAUGAGUGCAUUUUUGAGUGGGUCAUAGAGCUGAAGUAAGUAAGGGUAAACUUAAUUUUUUACUGUGAAACUGAGACUCACCAGGAUCAGAUGGACAGGCUCAGGAGUAGAAAGUGAGCCCUAAAAGUAUAACUUCUCCUGAAACAGGGGGCCCACAUACUCUAAAAGCUGCCUUAGCAGUAGUAGUAGUAGUAGUAGUAGUAGUAGUAGUGCUUUCCUUUCAGUCCUGGUCAGAGGUGUUUCUUAUUCCAGCAGUUCACUACUUACACUUCUUAUAGGGUCACAUGCUGGCUGGAUAAUAUAAGUCUUAAAGAUAGUAAGCUGUUUAUGACCUCCAAGCACAUAUUUGUGGAAAAACCCAUGGUAUGUAGUCGGAGUUUUAAAGAUCAUGACCCCAAGGCAGACUUUUAAAUCCACACGGUCCGUCAUAUGACUUUGGAUAACCAUGUGAAUCCCUGUGCGGAUAAACAAUAUGUCCACGUGUCAGAGGUGAAUUUUUCCUCAUGCAUGUUACCUGCAUCUGCAGCGCCUCAUGAGCGCUUUGCCUCAGCGCCUCAGUUGGUUAUUUUGAGCCGUGAACCAUGAAAGGAAGUGUUGGUGCCAGAGCAGCAAACCAAAUAUGAUCCGCAUUAAUGUAGUAUUGUGAAAUAUGUUUUUCAUUCGUCUCAGACUGUUAGAUCACAUGCAGGUACAGAGUUCAUUUUUACACAGCUGCAAGAUUAACAUUUUUUUUUGCAAUCAUUUCCAAGCAAAAGCGACAUUUUUCAAAUUAUUCCACAGAAAUGAAAAGAAGAUUGUUUGUGGAAGGGUUAGAUUUCAGAGAGGCUGGUCUCCACAUGUAUUCAGCUCAUUUAAUUCCUGAUGUGUUCAAAGACGCUAUUUUGCUUCGCAGUAUUUCCAAGGCCGCCUGAACACGACAGAAUGGAGCAACGGCACAGUGGUGGUCUCAAAGGACUACUACUUCAACAACUGGAUGACCCUGCUGUCCCAGCUGCCCCUGCUGCUCUUCACACUGCUCAACUCCUUCCUCUACCAAAGGUCAGCAGCCAAUCAGAUAAAGAGUUCGGGUUAAAGGUCGAGGGAUGCCGUUUGGACAGCGGGUGAUGUAGCAGUCAUUUUUGAUGAGGAAUAAAAGUUGAAUUAUUCCAGCCAGUUAUCCAAAAUGUGAAUUUUUCUUGACCUGCUUACCACAGAACUCCAGGAAAUGUGACUCUCUUUGUUAUUUUGAGCAUAACCGCUCUCAAACAAUCAAGAUAAAAUAUUGCUUCCUGUUUCUCCACAUUGUUCCCGUCAGAGAUUCUGAUUCGACCUCAGGUGUUUGCUCUGUGGAAGUGAAAUUAAAGUGAAAAUUCACCAUGUCAUGAUGAAACAGUGGCACUGGAGAAGACGUUUGAUAAAUGCAGAGCCUCAGAGUAUUCCAGCUCUCUGCAGGGAAGCUAAGAUUAAAAAUAAUAGGUCAUGUUGAGAUUUGUUGUUGAUGCAGUGGAGUUCCAACAGAACCACUGUCACUGUCCAGGCAGAGCAGGGCGGGUCUGUGCAACACUGGAGGUGUGGAAUGUAGGUGGGAUGUGUUACCGUAAUGUUGACACAUAAUUGAAACCUGUUGAAGACGUCAUCGUCAUUCAAAGAACUCAAAAACAAGUGCCAGAGGGAGGUUGGGCAGUCUUGAUGCGCCUCCUGGAAGGAAGUUUGAAUAUUCCCUCUAAAAAACACAAACAUUCAAACCAUUCGAAAGACUUUUUCAACUUGAAUAAUAAAUAAACUGAUCACAUGCUGAGUGACAGCGCUGUGAAUCUCUGUGGUCGUUGUUAGUGAAAGUGUAACUCCUGGUACUGCCUAGAGAGAAGGUCAUAAUACUACGAGCAGGCCCUCAACAUGACUACCUGUAUUUCUGUUCUGAAUGUGCAAAUUUUAAGUUUCACAUUCAAGACGUGAAUCAGGGUUGUGAAGAUGGGAGCUCUGUCUGCCUCUUACAUCCUCUCUGAUUUAUUUUACAGUUAAAAAGAGAGUUGAUGUGAUAGGAUGAUGUGUGUGUUUUUUCGCAGGAUAUCAGAGGCCAUUCGUAUCGGAGGAAGUCUGGUUUGUAUCCUGCUGCUCUUCAUCUUCACAGCGGUUCUCGUCAAAGUGCCCAUGGAGGAAGACAGCUUCUUCUCCGUCACCAUGGCUACAAUCUGGUUCAUCAACUGUAAGUCUCUUUGUGUUUGAGUGUAACCCAAAAGGAAAAAAGAGGCUGACAGCUGUGUUAUAACGUCUUGUUUUCGCCGCAGCGUUCGGCGCGGUGCUGCAGGGCAGUCUGUUCGGCCUGGUGGGUCUGCUGCCCCAGAAGUACAGCGCCAUCUUCAUGAGCGGACAGGGCCUUGCUGGGACCUUUGCCGCCAUUGCCAUGCUGAUAGCCUUAGGCAGUAAGACCGACACACACACACACACACACACACACACACACAUUCUUGCACACAUCACCGCUGGAGGCCUAAUCCCUUGUUGCCUAGUAACAGAGGACAUUCAAAUUGAAUGUUGAGCAAAGCUAGUCAAAUCGGCGUGACACCGCCCACCACACAUUUCUCUCUGCUCUUUUCAAGCACACACAGCUCACAUUGUGUCCGUGUGAACGGUGUGUUCUGCAGGGUUGACAUGAUACGAGCGUUUGGAAAGAGAAAAUAUCAGUACACAUCGAUACCUGAACUUCUGGGUGCAAAAAAAAAGUUUCAUCAGUUAUUUGGUUUCCAACCUGCACACAGAGAUGGGACAGAAAGAGUGACUGGACCAGGUGAUGUUGUUGUCUCUCUCCUCUCUGGCUGUCUGCAACUAAUGUUGGGCGGUAUGAUAGUAUAUACUGUGUGACGGGAUAAAAGUGUUGCGUGGCUGUCGUUGCAACCUCUUCCACCACCUAAAGGUGAAACGCGCCAAGCUCUAUUAUGAGAGCCAAAAGAUGCGUGGUGCACCCGCUGCACCAAAACUAAAGUUGCAGCAGCUCCUUUCAUACAAAAGGGCUUGGCAGAGUCAUUCGCCAAAGGUACGCCAUAUGAUAAAAAAAGUCGUCAGAAUGGUCUGGCAUUUUGUUUGCGUUUGUUUACAAAUCAGAGUUUCAAAAUAAAAGAGGAAAAUGAACCAAUGCGACAGUAUGGUUAUUUUUAAGCCAUUAAUUGAAUUUACAGGGGAAAAUAACAUACUGUGAUAUAUACAGUUACUGUGAUAUGAAAUUACUUAUGCUGUGAUGUAAGAUUUUGUUCAUACCGCCUAACACUACUAAGCAGUGAUGGCUGUGAUAGUGGGCAGAGCAGAGAGAGACACACAGCAAGCAGGAAGAAGCAGUGCAACUUCAGCUUGUUAGCAAAUCCUUCAUCGUCCUGCUAGUUUUGUGUGGAGGUGUGAGCUGAAUUACAAGAUCCUGAGAGUGCACCUGAUUUGAGACAAGCAAAAACAACUUUGAAUCUUACAGUUUGUGGGCUUUUCUUACUUCACAAGCGCUCUUUUGCUUUAUCUUAUCUCUACAUGCUCUCUUCUUUUUAUUUGCACCUGGAAGCUUCUGGUUGAAAAAGAUCCUGGUCCUUUUUAAAGAAAAUAUAAGUAAUGUUGUAAACCUUUUAAAGCAUGUAGUAUUGACCCCCCAUUCGUGUUUCUGCCACUCAGGUGAAGCCGACUCUGAGACAGCAGCGUUGGGUUACUUCAUCACUCCAUGUGUUGGGACGCUGUUGACACUCUUCAGCUACAUGCUGCUCCCCCGCCUGGUCAGUAUCCAUUUUUGCCUCCAGUGCACCAUAAAAAGCGCCGACCUCAGACCUCAACAGUCAAAGAUUUUGACUUGUUACCUUGCUGGACCAGUAUAGAGAAUUAGAUGCCUGUGGUGCAAACAUUGACUCAGCCUUUUCCACACCUAACGUUGUCUGUGCAGCAGUUGGUUUUUUACUGUGGUGAUCUGUCAUGAUGUUAACUGAGUUAGCUUUAGCCGCAAGCAUGAUGGUUACCAACUUUAGUUUGCACAUGACUCCAGUUUGAUGUCAUGAAACUCAGACAGUCGAGAUCCAACUUUUCACGAAAGCAGAUUGGUGGUCAAGCAUGUACUAGUCUAAGUAAUAGGUAAUUUUAGAACGUAUUGAGACAACUGUUGAGAAGUUUAUUAUUGUGGCAGCGGAGGAGACAGCAUGGGAUUAGUGUGCGAUACCUACAGCCAGGUGAGUUUAUAUUCAUAAGCCUGUAGUGAUGUAAGCACCUGCAGCAUGGCUAAACAGACUACUUCAUAAGAAGAAGAAGAAACUUUAUUUUAUAAGCAGCUACAUGGCAAAUUUAUUAAAAUGUGUUUAAAAAGAAGAGGGAAAAAAGGAACCGAAGUAAAGUGUAAAGUUUAAAAAAGUUAAACACAUUAAACACAACUCACCCACUCUCUUCCAGCAGCCGCUUGUUUGUAGCGAGACCUCGGGCUAGUCCAUUACGGACUGCUGCGGGGUGACACAGCUCAAGGAAGAACAUUUAUGAUCAUUUCUUCAUGGAAAUGAAUGAAUGAAUGACGCUAAAAAGAAAAACUACCGCGUCUGCAGUGCAAAAUGAUCAAUAUGGUGAUUAUUACUUAAAGAAAAUGAUAAAGAAAUGGUCAUAAAUGUUCUUCCUUGAGCUGCGUUACCCCGCUGUAGGCCGUAAUGGACUGGCCCGAGGUCUCGCUACAAACAAGUGGCUGCUGGAAGAGAGUGGUUGAGCUGUGUUUAGUCUCUUUGUUAAAGAAAUCAGGCAAAGCUAAAAAGAUGUUUGCCGGCUAGUACUAUGGCUAGGACCCUAUAAGUUCUGUUAAUGAAGUUAGGUGUUGUUCUGAGCAUUAUUUGUGGCUAUAAAGUGGCUUUUUGGUUAAGGUAUGUGCAUGGAGACGUAGACCGCUGUGUAUUGCUAUCAUGCGGUCAUUACUAAAGUUGGUAUAACUAGAGAAGCAAGCAGUCAACAGCAUUCAUCCUCGAGGGGGUGUCUAACUCAGUUUUACGGUGUGUUUGACCCUGGAUUAAUUUCACGCCGGAAUAUCCCUUCAAUAGCAUCACCAAAACUCUUCCCACAGCUUUAUACCACCACCAGCUCUCUUUCUACCCCUUUAGUUCCCCCAUGCUCACUACCUGCCUAAUUAGCUGCUGGUUGUUUAAUGAACUUGCAUCAGCCUUAACAAAAAAGCUCUCUGAGAAUGCUGAACAACCUGAUUUUAUCAUGAGUGUCAGCGUGACUUUGCUUUUCAUACCAUGCGAGAGGAUUUUAUUCCUGCUCUGAGUUGACUCAGCUUGUUUUUUUCUAACGAGUUUUGUCUGCUUUUUCGCAGGAAUUUGCUCGGUAUUAUUUGAACAAAAGCAGCAAGUAUGAGGCCGAAACCACAGACGGGCUGUUGAAAGGUGAGACUUUUCCACUCUGACAAACUGAACUGAUUCAAGAGUCCUCUUUGUAUUUUUAGUGAUAUUAAUACACAGAGCAACAGGCAGAUAGAGAAAUGUGUGGUUUUAAUUGAUCCUCAGCUGGUGUUAUAGACGCAGAUCAUCAGAUCAAACAAUAUACCGAAGAAGUAAACACUCAGUGAAUAAACUCUCAUCAGUAAAACAUGAAAUUAUUUCAACCUAGAAGUUCAAUUUAACAGUACUGAAAAAGUUUUAAAAAUGGUGUAUUGUUACAGUAAACCUUCAUGAAAAUAUAAAAUAUGAAUAUAAAAACUAUAAAAAGUACUUAACAGAGUUUGAAAUAAAAAGUGAAAUAAAUCAAAAGUUAACAUUACAAAGCUGAUCUGUAUCAAAGUUUAACCUUAAAUGUAGAGCUUAAAUAUAACUGAAAUGUAACAUACUUAAAAAAAGAAACUCAAUAUCAUGAAUUAAAUGUCUUGGUAUAUCAAAACUAUAUGUAUUAAAAGAACUUGAAUAACUCUAAAACUUAGAGCUAAAAUUCCUUGUGCAAUUUUAAAAUGCUUAAGUAAGUAAUAAUAUAAUUAUACAUGAGAGAAGUUGAAAUAUAGAAGUCUUAUCUAUAAUGUGAGCUAGCUUAAAAUUAAAAAAUCUGCAGUUAAGCCCAAAUAGCUGUCAUACCUCAAAAUGCUUUAGAAAAUUAAAAUAAUGAAGUCAGAUUGUCUCUCGUAGUAAAACAUUUUAGGAAAAUUUAAAUAAUAAAUGUAAAACCUUUGAACUCAAAAGUUUAUAACGAAUAUUAGACCUUGUAAAACCAAAACAUUAAAGUAAACUCAAAUGUGGCAGUUUUAAAAAUAAAUUUUACUGUCAGUUAAACAUGUCCUUAAGAUAAAAAGUGUAAAUGCAGAGCUCAGUCUAUUUUAAAACAUACUUCACAGGGAGGUGGAUGUUAUUGUGCAGAUACAUUGUUUACAGUAGUAGAUGUGCAGACGCCCUUUUGAUUUACAACGUCCCUUUAAUAAUAAUCCGAGUUUAAAUCAUGAAUCUUUGACUCCACUGCAAGUGAAUUUAUUUGGUUUGUCUCUGUUUGUCCACCCCCCACCCCCCCCAAAUCUGCUUCAAUUAAAUCAAUUCAGUGGAACAUUAUCUUGUUAAGUGAGUUGACCCUUCCAUUUAUCCCAUUAGAGUCCUGACAGGGCCGGGACAAAGACAUAGUCUGUUACUCUCACAGAGACCCACACAGACACACACAACUCUCUGAAUGCUACAAAGACCGUCAAAUCACACAUUUCGCUCUAUUGCUCGAAAUCAUGCAUCAAAUCUAACUGACUUGAGAAGUUUGAAAAUAAGUAUUUAUUUAAACCAAAGCUGAAGAAGACUCUAAACUAUGUCUGUCUGCAUCUGUUUCAUUUAUUUUUUGUUAAUUUUUUUUUUUUUUUUUACUUAAUUUUCCAGGAACUGAAACCGUAGUAAGAUAUAACCAAGGUAAGAAACAUUUAAGGAAUAAAAAGAAAAGAAUAUGAAAUAAUAAAUAAAGAACAGUAAUUCACAUUUAAAAACAAAAUAAUCAGAUUUAAAUACAUUCAAAGCUCCCACGUCUCCCCCCUACUGACCCAAAACCUCCCACUCAGAUCCCUCCAUGUGCACAAGCAUGUGUCUGUUCUGCCUCGGUUACAAUUUUCACAUUCAUGCAUGCUGAUGCUGCUCUUUAAGCGACAUGCUGCUUAUUGCACAGCUGAGUGCAUUAAACAUGAAUUAUUUAUCCGUUUUUUUUUUUCCAGCUGGUAAACACUUGGUUAUAAUUUGUUGUAAUUUUUAUGAGAAAGAAGUCUUGUAUCUCAACCAGAAUAACACACAAGGUACAAGUAAAGUUCAGGGUGACAGGUGGAGAAAAUUUAGACGCUAACUUCUCCUAAAUUUCCUGAAGUUGCAGCUUUUACAGCCAGAGCUAUGAUGAUCACACAGCUUCACAUCUAUUGUUGGAUUGUGCGAAAGCAUUUUUAAUUCUGCCCAUUUCUGCAAGUCAAACCAUCACAGAUUUAAGGGUAAGAGUUUAGCAUCAUUUUAACUCUCCUUUUUAAAUAUAAGUCAUAUAUUUAUCUGCAGAAGGCGGCACGACAGAGAACGGAAAGCUGAACGGCCAUGCUAACGGCGCCGCUGCCUGCAGUGUAGACGAGGUCGAGUCAGAGUCAGACGUCACCAAACAAACCAUCCUGCCUGUGGAGCAGGACGACAAGGGACAAGCCAAAGCUUCGGUCAAGGAGGUCUUCAAAAAGGUGAGGCCACAGCUCUGUUUUUUCAUAAAUAUUAUAAAUAAAUUCAAGUUAAAUGUUGGAAAAUUAUGUUUGUUUUAUUCCUCUCUGAUUUGCAGAUCUGGGUGAUGGCGUUCUGCGUGACGUUUGUGUUCACUGUCACUCUGUCCGUCUUCCCGGCUAUCACUGCAGAUGUCAAAACAUAUUUCCCAAACACCAGAUGGGGUAUGACCGACCUUCAACACGCACGCACACACACACACAAACACUGAAAAACACUUAAAGGUCAACAGGGUCUCUUCAAUAAAACUUUAAUAUAGCUGAUGAAUCGAAUCUGAUUGUUUCCUCCUCAGAGCGUUUCUUCAUCUCCACGUGCUGCUUCUUGAUUUUCAACAUCAACGACUGGCUGGGUCGGACCGUCACCACAUGGAUACACUGGGUACGUUUUUAAUCAAGCCUUUAAAUUUGAUUCAGAUCAGUAGUUAUGGUUUUGACAGAACUACUGGACUUCAACCGAGGCGACAAUUUCAUACAGAUCAGAUCUUUUUUUUUUUUUAAGGUCGAUUUGAAGCCCAAGCCUAACCUUCAAACACUGAGCGUAUUUGCUUUGGUUAAAAAUAAAACAAUGUUUAUGUGAAAAUACUGAUUUAAGCCUGCUGCACUAAUCCACAAUAUGACAAUGCUGCGGUUUUUUAAUACAUCUUCCCUUCUCUUUUUUUGCAGCCUAAGAAAGACUCCCGUCUGUUCCCGGCGUUUGUCAUCGCCCGGGUGGUGUUCAUCCCUCUGCUCAUGCUCUGUAACGUCCAGAAACGCAAAUACCUGCCCAUCUACUUCCCCCACGAUGUCGCGUUCACCAUCCUCAUGUGUCUCUUCUCCCUGUCCAGCGGCUACUUUGUCUGCCUCUCCAUGUCCUACGCUCCACAGUGAGUAUAAAAGAGGUCAAGACUGUGAAAACUAUGGACAAAAACCAGGAUUUAAUGACAUAUUUUUACACAGAUUUUCUCCGUUUGAAUCAUUUUCCAAGAUUAGCUGAUUAAAAGAGGAUUUCUUUCUUCUUAUUGUUAUUUAUGAAUGAAAACCUAAUUUGAAAUUCCGGUUUUGGACUCCUAGUUGGACAAAAGAAGCAGUUUGAAGGUUUUGGCAGAUUAAUGGAAACCGGUACAAGUUAGUUGAAGUGUACGGUGUUACUGCUUAGACAAAGAAAAUCUACUCAAACUUUAGCCGCUAUAUUUAAACUCAAAAACAGCACCACAGCAUAGAUUACUGGUAUGAGUCUCACCUGAAUGGAGCUCAUAAGUCCUUGAAAGCCUUAUCAGCACAACCUGAAGCCAAUCUCAAUUAAACUAAAGGGAUUUGAAUCCCUCUAACUACAUAUUAACAGUGAUUUUAAAGAAUGAAGAUUGCAUAACGUAAGCCUUGAGUGGCCUGAGGUGUGUCCAGAGUCGCACCUUGUUCCAGCUCGAUCACAAACACAACACGGCUCAGCGACAACGUAAUGAAUCAGCAAUUUUUGUGAAUUUGAGUCCUGGCAAUUACUUUAAUUAUUGUUAGGUAACUUGUUGGUACAUUUUCACGUAUCAGAUCAAGAACAGUAAAAUGCUGACCCACUCAGGAAGACUUAGUGUUGUGGAGUUCUGCUGUGUGCCAGUAGACUGAUGUCGUGCCAUCACAGCCUUUACCUCAGAUCAGCACUGUGAGAGUGUUGCAUAAAGUGAUGGAUAAAUCAUAAUUUACGCAACAGUGCAGCAUGUCUUCAUUCACUUCUGAUUUUACCAUCAAGUGGAAGUAUCAUGUCCUUCCAGAAUAAAUUUUUUCACACUGAAAGACACCAAAAAACUGAGUAUAUCUAUUUUUAGACUUGAGCUUUAUUUUUAGAUGUUUUACACUCUAAAAUUAUUCCCUUGCAAUUUUUAAAAAGUGCCAGUCCAGCUCUUGAUCCUCUCCCGACACGUCUGACUUUGUCCUCCUUCACCAGGUUGGUGCAUCCCAAAGACGCAGAGACUGCAGGAGCCUUGAUGACUUUCUUCUUAGCUCUGGGUCUGUCUAUCGGAGCUGCAGUGUCCUUCCCUCUCAGAGCUCUGGUUUAGUCCCUCACACACUCGCCCAUCCCUGCGUAGACACUGUAGAGUCGUCACACACUCGCCUGAGGGAGGAAACAUGAUGGGUGAAACCUCUCCUCGUUUUCUCCAUUCAUCAAUCAGGUGUUGUGUGAAACAGCGGCAACAACCAGUGACGGUUGCUAGUCAUAAUGGACUGACAGGAUAUUGUAUAUAACCCGAGAUGGUCAUGUGACCUGCUGCUGACCUGGAGAAACAGAUGAAGAAGAGUCCCCCUCAUAUAGGAUUGUUUUGUUUGUUUUUUUGGACCUUUUAUUUUGGUAUUUUUAGGAUUAUUUAUGUUAAAUUUAUAGACCAGAUUUCUUCUUCUUGCUGUAUAGGAAAAGGGAAACCUGGAAUAGACUGAAAUAUUUCAUUUUCAUAUACUGCAAUUAUAUAUAAAUAUAUAAAAAAGUUUAAGGUAGAAGGUUGUGUUUGUAACCUUUGUUUGGUUUUUGAGUUUUUUAUUUGAUGACUUGAAUAAUUCCAGUGGAUCUACUCUUAGUUUUUUGUUAGUCUUUAUUCUGUAUUUUCUAACAGAAAAGCUCUGUGUUACAUAAGUAGAACAAACAGAAACUUCUUUGUACUUUUACGGCAGUAAAUGACAAAUUAAUGAGUGUAAAGGGCAUGGAUGGAGGCAUGGAUGGAUUAAUGAACGGGCUAAAUUAGAGCCAGCAGCAGGCCAAGUGUAGAGAGAGCAGAGAAAACACUCAUAAGGACCAGAAACUGAUGCAAAAUGAUGACAAAGAGAUGCCAGACAAGUUAAAAGAGACACAUUUAGAGGUUUUUGUCUGUAGGUCCCAAUAUUUAUGUUUCCAGAGGGUCUACAUAGGGCAUUUUGUCUUAACACCACCACAACUUGAGUCCUGUUUUCCCAACAUGAAGGCUGCUGCUGCCCUCUGCUGGUCAAAUGGCUGUACUGUUGCAGGAGAAACCUCAAACAUGACCAAGAUCAGGGGAGUGUCACAAAUAUAACCUGACAUUACCUCGUGGUAAGAGAUUUAAACUCAGAACAGAUGUAGGAAAUAUUAGAGACUGCACUCAUGAUGACAAAGACCCAUUUAACCAUUUAAAGAAUAAUUUACAAACACUCGACUGAUCAAGAAGCUGUUCCUCCAUUUUUGUUGCCUCACUUCCAUGUUUUUUUUUAUUAUUAUAAUUGACGACGGGCAUGAGUUUCAUUCCAGCAAGAUUACGGUACCCUUUGUAAGGUGCCCCCUGCAGGUCAGAUAAGGAUAUUUGAGUUAUUAUGGUAUUGAUAUUGAUAAAAUGCUGACAAAGAGUUAUGUUACGUAUUGCAUGGAGAGGAGAAGGAGAUCUUCUGUAUUUUUUGUGCCAUGCUUCAGUGGAGUGCAAAUAUUAAAGUUUCUUUGAGUUGUUUUCAAAGUUAUGCAUAAAUAAUAUGUGUAGGAAUUAACUUCCCGCUUUAGGUUGAUGUAGGAGUUUUAGCCCAGUGAUAAGAAUCUCUUGACUGACACAUGUUUUUAUUUUCUUUGCUCACAUGCUCUUCAGGCCUUUAAUUUGUGCCAUCUGAGAGUUUGUCAUGAAAUUAGUCGUUUUUGUGAUUGCUGCUGUUUCAAAUCAAAUAAGGGCUGAUCCUGAUGGAGGGAGUGACAUGAGUUGAGUUUGUUUGUAGUUACUUUCAAGGUGUGGCUGCUGCAUUUACCUGCAGUGAGAUUUUUAUUUUCAGUCUAAUCUCAACACUGCAUGUGUGGGAGUAAGUGUCAGUACAGAGAGAGCUCUGAUUUCCGUUAACUUACCUGGAAACAGCUGCAGCAUUUAUGUCUCCGAAUCCACCAGAUCCCAUUGACAAAACAGUGAUUUUAACUCUAAGGCCAUGAUAGUGAUUAAAUUACAGAUGCUAUGAUGGGUUGGUUUGCAUCUUUAAAUAACUGGGUUUAAAACAGCUGAUUCAGCUUACACCAAAUAUCUGUGCUGCACAGUUUCAACCAGAAUGUGAACUAAGUCGCGCAGCAGUAAGCCUGAAACUCCACUAUUCUGCUCAUUAAAAUGGCUGUUUUUAUCAAUGGAGUUUGGUGGAUUCAAGGAACGUGGCUUUAAGAUGUUUCUGGGGUCCUAAUCUUCAGAAAAAAAAAAAUCAUCAGUGGGGUUCCUGUCUGUAAAGCUAGAAAACCAGUCUGGUGGGAACAAUACAUUCUGUGUAAUACACACUGCAUUAACAUAAAAUACCCUCUAAGUGGGAAAUGUGGUGCUUUUACACUCAGCUUUAUAUUUCCUGCAGGAUUUAAAGUUAUUUCACAGUGAUUUAACGCUUGAGGAAGACUCCAAACCGGACAUUAUUUCCUAACAUCAACUCUCUGCUUCUAAACAUUAAAGAUAACAGGAGUAUUUUACAGGCUGUCUUCAGGUGAUAAGCGCAGGAAUUGACAGUUUAAUCACCUGUAAUGAUUAGUCUACGCUCGUGUUGCUGAUUGUCUUCGCAGGAGAUCCUCCAACAUUACAGACAAACACAGAGGAAUCAAUCAUCAGUUGAGUAGAGACCACAGGACCAUGUCUGAGCUUCAGUAAAGGGAAUUUAUGCCUGUGCAUGUGAACAAUGUAUCUUUGUAGACCUGUCAAUAAAUGCAUAGUUGUAAUGGGCAAUGUCUGG
Xyrichtys novacula (pearly razorfish) is the source of this 21003-nucleotide messenger RNA. Lineage: Eukaryota; Metazoa; Chordata; Actinopteri; Labriformes; Labridae. The record is from the annotation of a GenBank genome assembly.